CAGACGGUUUAUCUACCCUGCUGAUGUCAGUAGUCUGUGUGAAAAAGAAAGUGUGAAGGAGGAGGGAAAAAAAAAGCAGAGUGAAUGAUCGUAGCUUUGGGUAGAGCCUCGGCUAGUUACGCUGUAGUCUCACCUCUGUGGCAGAGGAUACUGUUACCUGUAGUAGACAAUAGAAAUCCACUGGAGUUGAUGAGAUGAUUGUAGCUGGUCAGCAGAACAUGCGUGGACUGGUUUGUUCAAUGGAUCUAGAGAUGGAAUUGGCUGAAACUGAUGAAGUUGUGGGGGAUGCCCGGGGCCAACAGGUGGCAGAGCGCCUCGGUCUGGGACACAACCUGGACCUGUCGGACACCAUGGUCCAACAGAAGCUGGAAGAGAUCAAGGAGCAGAUCCGCCGUGAGAUCCGCAAGGAACUAAAGAUCAAAGAAGGUGCAGAGAACCUGCGAAAGGUCACCACAGAUAAAAAGAGCCUGGCUUACGUUGACAACAUGCUGAAAAAAUCUAACAAGAAGGUCGAGGAGCUUCAUCAGGAGCUGCAAGAACUUAACGCCCACAUUGUGGUCAAAGACCCUGAAGAAGUGCUAGAAUGCCCUUUGACACCAGGUACUCCUAACAGUGAAGCGAGAAUGUGCACCAGCAGCAGCCGGCUGGCGGCCCUAAAACGGCAGAUUGACAUUGAGCUCAAGGUCAAACAGGGCGCAGAGAACAUGAUUCAGAUGUACUCCAACGGGUCCUCCAAGGAUCGUAAGUUGCUAGCAACCGCCCAGCAGAUGCUUCAGGACAGCAAAACAAAGAUUGAGUUCAUCAGGAUGCAGAUCCUCAAGGCCAGCCAGGCCAGUGAGCUGAGCUUUGAGAACAAUGAUGUGAUGGAAAAGCCCAUCAUCAGCCCUUUAGACCUGCGGGUGGAGGAGCUGUGUCACCACGCCAAGAUAGAGGCUGCAGUAGCCGAGGGAGCCAAGAACGUCAUGAAACUUCUGGGCUCUGGAAAAGUCACAGAAAAGAGGGCACAUUCAGAGGCCCAGGCGCGUUUCAAUGAGUCCAGUCAAAAGCUCGACCUCUUGCGAUAUUCCUUGGAGCAGCGCCUCGCCGAGUUGCCUAAAAACCAUCCUCGCAGCAACAGCAUCAUAGAAGAGCUGUCCCUGCUGUCGUCACCAGCCCUAAGUCCCAGAUCCAGUAUCAUCUCCACACAGAACCAGUACAGCACCGUGACCAAGCCUGCAGCACUCACAGGCACGCUAGACGUCAGGCUAAUGGGCUGUCAGGACCUUCUGGAAAAUGUCCCAGGUCGUUCUAAAGCUGCGUCUGUUCCGCUGCCUGGCUGGAGCCCCAGCGAGACACGCUCGUCCUUCAUCAGCCGAGCAAACCGAAACCGCGGUGUGAGCUCAAGGAACCUAACAAAGAGCGAGGAGCUCUCCAAUGAGAUCAGUGCAGUGUUGAAACUGGACAACACAGUGGUAGGACAGACGAGCUGGAAGCCGGUCAGCAACCAGGCCUGGGACCAAAAAUUUACAUUGGAGCUGGACCGGUCCCGGGAGCUGGAGAUUGCUGUGUACUGGCGGGACUGGCGUUCACUCUGUGCUGUCAAGUUCCUGCGGCUGGAGGACUUCCUGGAUAACCAGCGUCAUGGAAUGUGUCUGUACCUGGAGCCACAGGGGAUGCUCUUUGCUGAGGUAACAUUUUUCAACCCUGUCAUAGAGAGACGACCAAAGUUGCAAAGACAAAAGAAGAUUUUCUCCAAACAGCAAGGUAAGACCUUCCUGCGAGCCCCUCAGAUGAACAUAAACAUCGCCACCUGGGGCCGUCUGGUAAGAAGAGCCAUACCAACCGUCAGCACAAACUCCUUCAGCCCGCACGCGGCUGAGACUGGACCCAGCAGCCUGCCUGGUUCACCCACACCCAGCAGCGACCCACUGGUGACCAAGCUGGACUUUGACAAAGAGCCCACUCCGGGGCCCAAACGCUACCCGACACCUGAUGACAUCCGAGAACCACAAGUGCAUCACAGGGUUCCCGACAAGGAGGAAGAACAGGACGCACUUGCCUCAUUUGACUUCCUUAACAAGAGAAACAGCACGGUGCUGAAGCCGGAUAUGGAUGGAGUAGUCCACCAUGAGCUCCAACAUCCAGACCUGGAGCUCACAGCCAUUCAGAAAGACACAGAGAUAAGGGAAGAAGAGCCAUUCCACUUCAGUCUCCAAGACUUCAAAUGUGUGGCAGUCCUUGGACGCGGUCACUUUGGAAAGGUGCUCUUAGCAGAAUACAAAAUCACUGGAGAGAUGUUUGCCAUCAAAGCGCUGAAAAAAGGAGACAUUGUGGCUCGCGAUGAGGUCGACAGUCUGAUGUGUGAGAAGAGGAUCUUUGAAACGGUGAACAGCGUCCGCCACCCGUUCCUGGUCAACCUGUUUGCGUGUUUUCAGACACAGGAGCACGUUUGCUUUGUGAUGGAGUACGCGGCGGGAGGCGACCUGAUGAUGCACAUCCACGCCGAUGUUUUCUCUGAGCCCAGGGCCGUAUUUUAUGCGGCCUGCGUUGUUUUGGGAUUACAGUUUUUACAUGACCAUAAGAUUGUGUACAGAGAUUUGAAGCUGGAUAACCUGCUCCUGGAUACAGAGGGCUAUGUAAAGAUUGCUGACUUUGGGCUUUGCAAAGAAGGAAUGGGUUUCAGGGAUCGCACCAGCACGUUUUGUGGCACGCCGGAGUUUUUAGCUCCGGAGGUUUUAACUGAAACGUCGUACACCCGUGCCGUGGACUGGUGGGGGCUGGGCGUUCUCAUCUUUGAGAUGCUGGUUGGAGAGUCGCCCUUCCCCGGCGAUGAUGAGGAGGAGGUGUUUGACAGCAUUGUCAAUGAUGAAGUCCGCUAUCCACGGUUCCUCUCAACUGAGGCCAUCUCCAUCAUGAGAAGGCUUCUGAGAAGGAGCCCAGAAAGACGUCUGGGAGCAGGAGAAAGGGAUGCAGAGGAGGUUAAGAAACAUCUCUUCUUCAGGACCAUAGAUUGGACCGCGCUUUUGGCCAAGAAGGUGAAGCCGCCCUUCGUGCCGACCAUCCAGGGCAACAAUGAUGUCAGCAACUUUGAUGAUGAAUUUACCUCAGAGGCUCCGAUCUUAACCCCACCCAGGGAACCCCGAGUGCUGAGCUCCGAGGAGCAGAACCUGUUCUCUGACUUCGAUUACAUCGCUGACUGGUGUUAAUUUCACCUGAAUACCUUCCAAACACACACUCAUACAUAUACACACACACACACACACUGUGAACCAGCAAGCACAGCAAUGACUGUAGCUUUUUUUUUCUUUUCUUUUUUUAAAACAACAACAAAAAAGAAACACUCUCCUCUUCCUUGCCCAACAUGUUUGGGGAGGAGCAACAGGCGUGGCUCCCUGAGCUUUCGGGCAGAACUCUGUGCCAUUGAGAAGAAAGUCCAGAUGCCUCCUGAGGACCCACUUUUUUUUUUUUUUAACCUACAUGAAGAACAUUGUUUUCUUUUUUUUUUUUUUAAGGAGGAAAUAAAAAAGAAUAAAUUCUAUUGUUGGAGAGUGAAGGAGGAGGGACGUCCUCCUGUACAGACUGCCAUCGUGUCCGUUGUCUGACCACUGAGAAUGUUUUCCAUAUGAACUCUGAGAAAACGGCAACUUCACAAUCGUGUUAUUUAGCGUCACUGUUUUCGGCUUUUUUUUUUUUUUAAUCUGUACAGAUUAUAUACAGUCGUAUAUUUUAUUGUUUUUUUUUUCGUUAGUCUCGAAGCCCUCGCCAUACCUUAUCUCACUGUAAAGUUCUGCAGCAAUCAUGUCUGAAAGUGGCGUUCAUUGAAUUUGAAGUGCUUAAAGCAUCGUCACUGAAUAGUCAACAUCUAAACAUCUUGACUACUACUACUACUGCUUCUUGACUUGAAAACCAAGUAAGAGUAUUCACUACGUAUUCUUUCGGGUCUAGUGGUCCAGUCUUUUGUCUGCAGUCUAGUUUACCACCUUCUCCCUCUCUGUGUGUUCACCUAGAGCUUCUAUGUCUGUGUUAGCGACCUCAUUUUCUGAUACUAAACUUGCUUCAUGCAGCCUUACACACCACCUACCCUGGUAAAUGAAUUGCUGUUUAUUUGGAACUGAGCUCAUUAAAAAGCCUUACGGCUUUAAAAAUGAUGAAAGACACUAAAAUUAUCUUCUGUCUGAUGCAUUCUAGUGGCUCUGGAGCUUUUGGUUCAUAUUCACUUGAACUCAGUUAUAAAGCUAAUACAGUAUCUGAGUAUCAUGAUCAAACCAUAAAAUUACACGAACUUUGCUCUUUGAUUUGAACAACCAUUCGUGUUGGACCGGACUUUCUUUUCUUACCUCAGUAAAAACACUAAAGCGACUCGCCCAGCUACAGCUACAAAAACCAAACUCAUCCUGUCCUCCUUGGAGUGGCGGAGGAACGGCUCUCCGUAGUUUAAACAAUCUGACAGAGUUUACAUAAAGGCAGAUUUAGCGAGAGGGGAGGGGGGGUUGCGCAGAAAUCUGUGUCGAGCUGUUGCUUUAGAAAGGAGAGGCUACAAAGCUCAAAGUAACUUCAGGUCUCCAUCAAAACGCCAGUUAAACGCUUCCUGGUCAGGUUACGUUUUGUAGCUGGCACAGUGGGCGCAGCACAGUCUGUGUGCAUGUUCUGUAUAAACUGACUCAAAUGUUGCAGACCUGUUUAUGAAUCACUACAGAGGAGGGCAGGGUAUAUUUUAUAUAAAUAUAUAUACAUACUGUAUGUACACAAUUAAGCUGAAAGCACUAAUUUUAUCAAUAGUUUAAUUAUCAACAUUUCCUAAUGAAAAUAGAUUGUACAAAGUGUUUUUUUUAUUCUUUGCUUGUGCAUGUUGUUGCCAGAACAGAUGAACUUUAUGGAUGGUACACCCAAUUACAACAGUCGCUCUUCAUCCUCCGGUGUUUAAAAAAAAAAAAAAAUCAGGUAUUGUUGCAGUUAUUGUUUGUUGCCCAUCAUGAAUGCACAAAUUAAACAUUUGUAACAGUGA
Molecule: messenger RNA, 4984 nt
Organism: Archocentrus centrarchus (flier cichlid)
Lineage: Eukaryota; Metazoa; Chordata; Actinopteri; Cichliformes; Cichlidae
Gene: pkn2a
Product: protein kinase N2a
Exons: 23
Coding region: 195-3185 (996 amino acids)
Biological process (GO): protein phosphorylation; signal transduction
Molecular function (GO): protein serine/threonine kinase activity; ATP binding; small GTPase binding
Source: RefSeq, a predicted model, not a curated record